GCAUGGUGAGGCGCACCUGCUUCAAUUCUUGAGCUCUCCGAGUUACUGGCAGCGUGCAAGGGGAGCUGUAAAGUCACGGAGGGGCAGUGACGAAGUUGCACUGGCUAGGCCUAGAACUCAUUUCUUACUGGCAGUGUGCAAGGGGAGCUGUAAAGUCACGGAGGGGCAGUGACGAAGUUGCACUGGCUAGGCCUAGAACUCAUUUCGUGAGCUAAGGCGUAGUCAUUCCUGACCCCUUGGACCGGCCAUUUUGCUGUCAUGUCGGGUAAGAACGACAGUAUCCGCCGAUCGCUCCUUCCCUGGAUUGGAUGUAACUACUCUCCUCUUACGAACCAUUUUAUUAGGUUGUUUUAUGUUAAUCAUUGCGGGUUCCCCUAUUUCCCACGUGUGACUGCAGAUCCGAGGUAUCUCCACGGGUAUCCGCCUCCGCAGGGUUACCCAGGAGGUUACCCACCGCAGCAGGGUUACCCGCCCGCGGGAUACCCUCCACCUGCGGGGUACCCCGGCGCUCCUCCCGCCGGUUACCCGCCACCCGCGGGGUAUCCCCCGCAGGGUUAUCCGCCUCCCGCUGGGUAUCCCCCUCAAGGAUACCCUCCUGCCGGUUUGCUCGACAGAUCGAUCCAUUAAUUUCCCAGAGCGCUGAAGAUUGAGUACCCAUG
Molecule: messenger RNA, 659 nt
Organism: Closterium sp. NIES-67
Lineage: Eukaryota; Viridiplantae; Streptophyta; Zygnematophyceae; Desmidiales; Closteriaceae
Source: the annotation of a GenBank genome assembly